AUGUGCUUCCCAACCGAUAGUCGAAGUUCUACCAAGAAAGAUGCUGCCAAAACUGGAACUUGUCCGACGUCAUCAUCAUCAGCAACAGCAGCUGCAUCAUCAUCAUCAUCGUCCACUCACGCCAGUGUCAGAACAACUCAAACUCGACAACAGCAACGUCAAACUUCCGGGCCUACGUUUACUGCUUCCAACACUUUGAUAGUCAAGCGAUCCAGAUGGACCCACGAUCCGUCUUCAAUUCUCGAAAGUGCACAAAAGAACGAUCAGAUUACCAGUCUACAUUUCAUUGGUUUGCAAUUUUCAGAGGCUUCUAUUCUUCGUUUGAUUCAACUUUUGGAAUCUCCACGCAAUAGUGAAAAUGACAACAACGACACGUGCUCUUCUGGAUGGAACUGCAUUUUCUUUUCCAAUUGCCGCUUUCCCAAUCCAUCCAUUGGCCGCAGUAGUCCAGUCACUACUACUACUGCUACUACUACUACCAAUUCUAAUAAUAGUAGCAGUAAUCGGUGGCGGCGUUCCAACUACCAGCUUCCAUCCAAGUCGACACCCUGUCAGCAAUUGGCCCGGGUUCUUGCCCAAACUCAAAUGGAAAAGCUAAUCAUUCACGAGAGUGUUCAUUUGACGUCUGCCUUGUUGAUGGUAGUGGAGGAUAGUGGCAUGACGUUGAAGAAUACCAAAGGUUUGACCAUCCAACAACGGCAUGGUUUGACCAAUGCUCAAUGUCAAGCAUUGGGAAAACUGGUGGCAUGUAGCAAAGGACUAAAGGAGUUGUCACUGCGAGGAACUCCCAUUCCCUCGGGUGCCUUGUUGGCUCCCGGAUUGGCCAUUUCGUAUCAUUUGGAAACCUUGAUACUCGGUGAUUCCUAUCUUUCGAAACAAAGUUUGAACGAUUUGGUAUUGGCGGCGCCCGACCGAAAAGCCAUCCAGUAUGGCCUUGUCAACAACAGCCUGGCGACGUCGAUUCAAGCCACCAAACGACUGCUGAAUACUCCUCGGAGCAAUCUUUCGGCCUUGGAUUUGUCGAAUUUGCACUUGAACGACAAUCAUGUGGAAAUUUUGGCUCCCCUCUUGACAGAUCCCAACUCCAAAUUGCAACAGCUGAACUUGUCCUUCAAUCGAAUUGGUGAUCGUGGUCUUGCCAUCUUUUGUCAACAUCUGCCAAAGAUGCACAAAUUGUCCAAGGUCUCGCUCAAUCCAAAUCCAUGGAAAGACGGCAAGAUGUUGUGCGAUGCCAUGAAACAGAAUACAAGUAUCGAGUAUCUAGAUUCCUUGCUCUUUCUGCCCGAAGCCAAAAUGCUACGGUAUUACACCACCAUUAACCGGGGAGGCCGGCGUCUAAUGCAAGAACAACGGAAGACUGGAGGGGAAGGUCUCCCUUUGGGUCUCUGGGCGAACUUGUUGGAACGAGCUGGGAAAGUUCAAUACUUUGUUCAAGACCAAGAACAGGCCAAGGCCAACUCUAUUUAUUAUCUCUUAUCAAAUGGACCCGUCUUCUUUGACCAGCCAUGA
This is a messenger RNA of Cylindrotheca closterium, 1509 nucleotides long. Lineage: Eukaryota; Bacillariophyta; Bacillariophyceae; Bacillariales; Bacillariaceae. The record is from the annotation of a GenBank genome assembly.